This is a messenger RNA of Trachymyrmex cornetzi, 516 nucleotides long. RefSeq lists its product as uncharacterized. Bases 1 to 516 code for a protein of 171 amino acids. The transcript has 2 exons. The record is from RefSeq and is a predicted model, not a curated record. NCBI's taxonomy places the organism in Eukaryota, Metazoa, Arthropoda, Insecta, Hymenoptera, Formicidae.
AUGCGUAUCGCCAGGAGUAAGGUUGACAUAGACAGCUUGGAAAUCUCAGAACUACGGCCCAGGAAGGCACGAACCGGAGCAUUAAUUCUGGAAAUCCCAGGGACGGAAGGUGCCAAGAAGGCAGACAAACUGGCGGAGAAAAUAAAGGAGGCCCUGGGCGAGGAACAGAACGUGUUAGUUACACGCCCCGAAAAAGUAGCGGAAAUCAGACUCAAAGAUCUAGAAGAGUCAACAACCAAGGAGGACAUCCUGGCAGCGAUAGCCAAAAAAGGGGAAUGCCCCAAAGACUCGAUUAAAAUAGGGGACAUUACCACAGCUAACAAUGGCUUAGGGAUAACCUGGCUGAAGUGUCCACUAGCAGCGGCCAAAAAGGCGACAAAAGACAGGAGAAUACGAAUAGGAUGGACGACAGUCCGAAUAGAGUUAUUACCGGAGAGACCAGUGCAAUGUUUUCGUUGCCUAGAAACUGGUCAAAUGUCUCAAAGCGGAUCACAGAAUGGGAGGCCCGGCGUGUAA